Papaver somniferum (opium poppy) is the source of this 4888-nucleotide messenger RNA. Its product is annotated as polygalacturonase-like. The transcript is spliced from 11 exons. The record is from RefSeq and is a predicted model, not a curated record. Gene Ontology annotation, molecular function: polygalacturonase activity. Bases 1 to 1413 code for a protein of 470 amino acids. NCBI's taxonomy places the organism in Eukaryota, Viridiplantae, Streptophyta, Magnoliopsida, Ranunculales, Papaveraceae. Gene Ontology annotation, biological process: carbohydrate metabolic process.
AUGGUAACUUUUGCAGUAGUUUGGGCAAUUUGGGGUCAAAGGAACAAGAGGAUUAGCUCGGGAUCAAUUGCGUUCGACCCAGGAUCUUUAAUUAAUACUCACAGUAUCCUCAUCCCAAGGCUGUCGUUCAAAAAAACAAGACCCACAACGACAAUCUUCUUCUUCUUCUUAGUCACAGUUCUUCUCGUUAACCUCACUGAAAAAGUACAUUCAGAAACAGCUACACAACAUGAUCAACAAAAGAUACAAAGGAUAAUACAACCAUUUAACGUGUUGAAUUUUGGUGCCAUUGGGGACGGCGUUCACGAUGAUACUCGAGCAUUUCUGGAUGCUUGGAGUGCCACAUGCAGAGGAGCAACAGGGUUACCCAAAAUGGUGGUUCCGGGAGGAAGGACCUUUCUCCUCGGACCAACUCAAUUUGUCGGCCCUUGCUCAAAGAAAAACGUCAUCGUUCAGAUCUCUGGAUUGAUUGUAGCCCCCAUAUCUCCUAGAGAUUGGAGAUUUUCAGGCGACAAUAAGAGGUGGAUUUUGUUCAGCGACGUGCGGGGCCUCACUGUAAAUGGCGGUGGAAUUAUCGAUGGUCGUGGGAAAAUUUGGUGGGAGAACUCCUGUAAUAAUGAGUACCACAGGAAUAGACCGGGCUGCUCCAGCACACAGCCUGCUUCAAUCAAUUUCCUCAGAACACAUGACAGUCGUUUCAAAGACAUAACUGUGAAAAACAGUCCUAUGUUCCAUGUUACAUUGCUGGAUCUCAACAACUUCGAAAUGCAGAACAUCAGGGUGGAUUCACCUGAAAACAGUCCGAACACGGACGGCCUUCACACGCAAAAUGUGAAUCAGGUGAAUAUCAGCAAUAGCGACUUUAGAAGCGGGGACGACUGUGUUUCCAUUGGAAACAGCAGCUCGCACGUCUACAUAAGGGAUUGCCAUUGUGGCCCUGGCCACGGAGUCAGCAUCGGUUCUUUGGGUGAAAAUGGUCACUUGGCGGAGGUUAACAAUAUUCACGUGGAAAGCGUGAAUUUUUAUGGGACGAUGAACGGUAUAAGGAUCAAAACUUGGCUGGACGGCAAAGGAGAGUGCCAUUCCCUCUCUUUCAAGAGUUGCAACUUUAUAAACGUUCUGAAUCCAAUUAUUAUUGAUCAAUACUAUUUCUCUAAGUCUUCUCAAGAGGUAAGUGCUGUGAAGAUCUUUAAUAUAACGUGUGAAGACCUUGAAGGCACAGUGGAUUUGAGAACACCGUCAGCAAUAUCACUUAGAUGUAGUAAUAUAGUUGCUUGCACGGGUCUCCGCUUCAGAAAUAUCACGUUCAGGCCAACAGAUCUAACUAAAAAUUUAAUAACCACAUGCAAUAAUGCCAGAGGAACAGUGGUAGGGCGCGUGGAUCCUCCUCUGGGGUGUUUAAAGCCAGGUUGAAUUACUUAUUUUCAUCAUGUAUGUUGAUUCUGAAUACAGUCGUCAUGCAUGAUGAGGCUACUACAGAUCUGAUUUCUUCAACGAUAGACCAGUGGUAGUGUUCGUGGAAUUCGUCUACUUGGAUAAUCUCAUUUAACCAGAUCAUCCUUCACUUUUUCGAGUUCUCGAGAGGUGAAAAGUCUUUUCCUUCCUGUUUUAAAUUUCAGAGUAUGUGGUUAUCUCACCCGGUGAUGAAGAAUGUUAUAGACUUACAGUGGAGGCAUGGAAUUAAUGGUUGCCCAAUGUUCAUGUUAAUGCAAAUGUUGAAGCAUCUCAAGUCUGUAUUGAAACUGAAAAGUGUGGAUGAAGGAUGUUUUUGGCUUUCCGUGUUAAUCAGGCUUUUCAUGAGUUAGAAGUCAGCAGUAUCUACAUGUGUUAGAAGUGGAAUCUUCGAAGAAAAUAGAUAGAUUGCUCUUAAGCAAACUUUUUGUAGUGGUAAGUUGCAUGCUACUUGGAUCACUAAUGGAGUUAGAAUGGACAGUUCAUAAUGCAUUGUGUGGGUGUACUUCUUUGAAGAUUGUUUCUGCCGUGUAUAAUGGUUCUGUUGGAUUGGCAUACUUUGGUUUGAGGAUUUGGAUUCUUCAACUUAGUAAAGAACGGGUGUUUUUCCUGUGCAUCGUUGGGGUGUAGUGUUAUUACAAGGAUUCACAUGGUUGGUUUUAAGGUUAAAUGUCAUCCUUAGGGGAAUGAAAUUUGGGAAAGGGAUGUUGAGGCUUUGUUCGACAAAAUGGUUUCAGUUAACAUUGUUCUGGACUUUUACUGCCUAAAACGGUCCUUCUGUCAUUAUGCACUUCUAGGGGAAACGAAUUAGUGAAACUGGUGACAGAAAUUCUUUUUAUUUUACCAUUGAAUGGUGGGUCUAAUAGGCAUUUUAAAGCAAAUAUGGGAAGUUAAACUCCUUUUGCAAGGGCAGGACUUCUUAGUAAAAUGACAUUUUGGUGGUUGAAUUCAUUGAUGAAGAGUGGCAAGGAGAAAACCCUUACUGAUGCAGAUAUACCACAGUUGUAGAAGGGAGACCGAGCAGAGAGUUGUUAUGGGUCAACUAAUAUCUCAGAAGGAAACUAAUGCAUCUAAACAACCGUCAAUUUGAUGGACGCUGGUUGGUGUUAUUGGAAGGAGAUAAUAAUAUCUGGGAUUUUCGCAUUGUUGAAGAUACUCACUCUCUCUGCUGGUCCUGUGCUUCUUAAUGCCUUCAUUAAGCUUUUAAAUAUAAGGGGUAUGUAUUGGUUGUGUCAUUAUUCUUCACUAAAUGCUUACAGUCGCUGGCGCAAAGGCAAUGGUACUUCCGUAGUGGAUUAAUAGGCGUACAAAUCAGAUCGAUUCUCUCAGCAGCUAUUUAUAAAAAGCAAUUAAGGCUUUCAAAUUCUGCUAGGAUGGUGCAUUCAGCUGGCGAGAUAACAAACUAUGUCACUGUGGACGCUUAUAGAAUCGGUGAAUUCCCUUGUUGGUUUCAUCAGACAUGGACAACAAUUCUCCAACUCUGCGUUGCAGUAGUUCAUACUGUGGGGAUCGCUACACAUGCAGCAUUGGUUGUAUUAACUGUGAUCUGCAAUACUCCCGUGGCUAAACUACAACAUAAAUUUAUAAAAGACUAAAAGCUAUAUCAGAAGCCCUUGUGAACAUGAAAAUCUUGAAGUUGUAUGCUUGGGAGACACAUUUCAAGUGUGUUAUUGAAAGAUUGAGGGAAGAGGAACUCAAGUGGUUGUCGGCGGUGCAGCUGCGGAGAGCUUACACUGGAAUUCUCUUUUGGUCAUCCCCUGUAUUGUUUUUGGCAGCUACUUUUGGGGCAUGUUACUUUCUUGGUGUUCCGAUUUAUGCUAGUAAUGCUUUCACUUUUCUGGUAACUUUACGUCAUGUUCAGAAACCUGUUCGAAUAAUCCCUGAGGUUAUUGGUGUACUUAUUCAAGCAAAAGUUGCGUUGGCACGGAUCAUAAGGUUUCUUGCGGCACCGGAGCUACAGGCUGGGAAUCCUAAGCAAAAGCAAAACACAGACCAACUUAGGCCGGCCACACAGUGCAUUAUGAACACACCUUAAAAUUGAUGGUGAAGUGACUACUGAUCAUGAGGUAUUUGCUAAUCUCAUUUUCUAAUCUAUGCACGGAUUAUCUCUCCAGUUGAGCGAGCUUUUCUCAAGGGUAGAAGCAUCUUUACUUGACUUCUGAAGAGGUUAGUAUGUUGGAUGAUAAGUCUUUUGGUUGAGAUGGAAUUUGACAUUCGCAAGGGUUUCAAUUGGGGGUUCCUCUUUAAUUCAGCUAUGGGUAGAGAGUGGAGUCAGUUCAUUCUAUUAGGGUCCGUAUGUGCAUGAAUGGCCUAAAAGUUCUGGUUAUUAUCCCUGGUUGGUUCUUGUAUUACCAUACUCAUCUUGAAAGUUCUGGUUAUUAUCAAAGAUAUGCUGGUUAUGAGUACACAGUGCCAUGACUGGUUUGUGAAGGAACAAAUUGCCAAGCUCUGCAGACAGGAAAGAUUACUGGAACUGGUUCUUGGUGCUGGCAAAAGUACUGUAAAUCAUCCAGGCUAAGCACUCUCUUAAUGUUGUCUAUAUCUAGAGGGAUCAAGGCAGAAGAAGUUAUGAGUCACAUUGGAUGCAACUGCUUUUUGUGUUAGUGAGUAGGUCAGUCACGGCAAUCACUAAUGGACUACUAUAGCAUCUGAAUUGCCUACGUCAUCGACAGUGGUGCCUAGUGCUCAUCUGGAGGAGUAUGUGGAGGAGUCGGAUGUCCUCUACAUCCCAUGUCACAGACCCAUCCCACCAGGCCAGAGCAUCUGCCAGACUUGGUUACUCAUUUCAGUCACAAAUCCGCUUCACCGGGCAUUUACUUCUAUUGUUUCCACUCUUACGGAACCAAAGACAUAGAAAGUGCAGCUCAGAAUCCUCACUGGGUGGAUGCAAUGCAAGUUGAGUAUGUCUUGGACAUUGGUCCCUGGAAGCGACUCUAUGAACUUUUUGGGAUUUAUGAAAUCAAGCUGAAGUCAGACGGUUGCAUCUGACCCUACAAAGGGGGUACAACCAGCUAGAUGGAAUUGAUUACAUUGAGACUUCCAGUCCCAUGGUGAAGCCAGCAACUAUUCGCGCGUCGAUGGUGCAUUAGGCAAUUGUACUUGGGGAUUUGGCAGAAAGAAGGUUUACCUUCCAACAGCCAAAUGGGUUCGAGGAUUCAUGACACCAAGUGGAUUCUAUUUAGACAAUGUUCGCAACUACAUAAAGCACGUUGCGGACACAAGCAAGCGCCUAGAGCAUGGUUCAAUAAAUCCAGCUAUUUUUUUUAUCACUCAAGAUGGCUGGAGUCUAACCACUCCUUAUUUACUUCGAUGGUGAGAAUGUAAUGUUUCUCUUGCUAGACAUUUGAUAAAUAAUCAUCCUUUCUUUACUUUGCGUUUUAUCUGCAAUCAACGGUGAUCUGUUCAUUUAAAUUACUACGGUUUUGCGAAAUUGUCU